AUGAUAUUUAAACUAGAAGCACAGCAGGGAAUAUAUACAGUCCAUUCAGAGGAGGAGGCAGAAAUCAUUCUGCCUUCAGAAAGUGGAACUGUCCUAGUUGAAGACUUUUCGAAAACGUACGUCGUCAAUGGAGAACCGGUAGUGUCAGUGAUUCCACCACAAUCCCCUUCCACGUCUCUUGGAAUACCGAUUUCUUACCAACAACCUAGAAGUAAAACGAACCCUCCACCUGGUAAUGGAAGAUUUGAAAGGCCAACUUUUAAAGUGGUGAAGUCCCAGGGAUGGAAGAAAUCGUUCAUGGUUGUAGAAAUAACGUCCUCAGGACAUGUGUUUGAUAAAUAUCAAGUUCACAUAAAUUUGAAAGAGGAAACCGCUUCAGUGCCUGUAAUUGAAGAAAUGCUUAAAGAACAACUGGGUUUUGACAUCCGCGUCCUUGACUCCAAGUAUUUGCCGAUAAUGGCAGGCGAGAAAACAACAGGUAAGCGGUGUUAAGUACGUUUUGAAGAAACUGUCGCUGAUUGACAAAUAGUGCACAACUUGUAUGCAAAACAACUCAGACGUUUACUUGAUUCCGUAUGAACUACAGCUACUACCAGAAAAAAAUCAAAUUUGAAGGAUGCAGUAGCUUAGCAAUCCAGGAAAGCGUUCAAGUUCUUAUUUGUUUUGAUGAUAGUGAAUUAUCUCAAUUAUAAACAUUUUUUUUGGUAAGCCUAUUAAAUAAACCUUAUGACUUUAAAUAAAUUUAUGACACUUGAUUGUUCCUGGUCUUAUCCUUGUGUCUGUUUAACAGGUGCACAAUUUUGGAGAAGCAGUCGAAAAAUUUUGGUGGCUAAAAAGACCGAAAUAGCAAAACUAAAAAAGCGAAAGGGAAAAAUAAAGAAAGCCGCAAAAACAGGAGACAUCCUGGAACGGUUGCGAAGAAUCGUGUCUGAUGACUCAGAAGAGGAGGACGACUUCGUGGAUACCGGCCCUGUUUCCUUUUCCGAGCGACCCUUCAAGACAAGUCUCAGCAGGAAUUCUCCGGAAGAAGAAGUUGCUAAAGUAUUGAAAUCAAUUUUUAAGUGUCCAUUUGUUUAA
Messenger RNA from Porites evermanni, 1077 nucleotides. NCBI's taxonomy places the organism in Eukaryota, Metazoa, Cnidaria, Anthozoa, Scleractinia, Poritidae. The record is from the annotation of a GenBank genome assembly.